Messenger RNA from Erigeron canadensis, 1358 nucleotides. RefSeq names its product cytochrome b561 and DOMON domain-containing protein At3g07570. The transcript has 4 exons. Bases 90 to 1223 code for a protein of 377 amino acids. The record is from RefSeq and is a predicted model, not a curated record. Lineage: Eukaryota; Viridiplantae; Streptophyta; Magnoliopsida; Asterales; Asteraceae.
CCACCCACUACUUUGCAUUUCAUCAUACAUAUAUUAUAACUCUAGAAAAAGAAUUGAUUCUUGAAUGAGAUAAUCAAGAGAACACACCCAUGAUGAAAUUACCAACCAAUAUUCUUCUUCCUUUUUUGUUGAUAUUAACAUGUUAUAAUCAUCAUGUAUCCCACAUGAUGAUCCAUGCACAAACACAAUCUGCAGAUUCAUGCAAUUCAAACUUAAAUCUUGGCAAUGAAGAGAUCACUUUCGACACUAAUUCUCUCAAUUGCAUACCUGUUUGGUCCUCUGAAGACUUCAUUCUUAGAUAUUCACAAGCAGGUCCAAAUUUAUGGAGUUUUGUUUUAUCGGCUCCAAACACAAAUUCCUAUAUCGCAAUGGGGUUUUCACCAAACGGACGUAUGGUCGGGUCUAGUGCCAUCGUGGGUUGGAUGGCUACCGAUGGUUCAGCCAACAUGAAAAGGUAUCUCCUUGGCGGUCAGACCCCAGCCCAAGUGUUGCCCGACCAGGGAGACCUACAAAUAGUUGGUAACACGUCGAGCCUUUUUUCAAGUUCGUCUAGAUUAUACAUGGCUUUUCAGCUGGUUACAAACCAACCAAGUCAACGACUUUUGUAUGCGGUUGGAGAUAGCAGUAAUCCUCUUCCACAGGCACCGAGUUUUCGAUUGACUCAACAUAGAACUGAAACUGCCACCAGAUUGAAUUAUGCCUCAGGUCAAGGUACCAGGAUUAAGGCCCCUUAUUCGAAUUUAAAGAGGGCUCACGGAAUUUUGAACAUGUUAGGAUGGGGCAUAUUGAUCCCUAUUGGUGUAUUGGUUGCUCGUUAUUUGAAGCAUUUGGAUCCGUUAUGGUUUUAUGCACAUAGUGGGAUUCAAUCAUUAGGGUUUAUUUUUGGAUUAUCAGGCGUGAUUGCAGGAUUUGUAUUAGAUAAUCGUCUUGAUGCUAAAGUUGGAAAGCACAAAGGACUUGGCAUAACCAUUCUUGUAUAUGGUUGUCUUCAGAUUUUAGCUUUAUUGGCCCGUCCUUCUAUCGAUGCAAAAACGAGAAAAUAUUGGAACUGGUAUCACUACAGUGUAGGAAGAAUUAUGAUAGUGACCGCGAUCGUGAAUAUCUUCUACGGAAUCCAUCUAGCCAAGGCAGGAAGCUCAUGGAAUGCCGGUUAUGGAGUAUUUCUCGGAAUAUAUGUCAUAACUGUUUUGGUCUUGGAGAUCAGAAUGUGUAAGAAAAAAUAGACAUUUUUGUUUGUUGUUUGUGUUUGUGAUAAUGUAAUAUAGAUAGUUUGGGCUGGUGUGUGCUUUUGAACCGAUAGCAAUUAUUAAUUGUUUUUCGUUAUGUAUUUAGUAUAUCUCACAGUUACGGUCUGAAAA